AUGUUCACCACGAACCCAAAACUACGCGUCCGUUCACCAUCCCCGACAACUGUCGAGUUCACUGUCACCACAGCUCCCAGAAGCGUCCUCACGCGCCAGGUGGUAACAUGGAGCACUAUCCUCCUCCGGAUGCUAGUAUGCUCCUCGGCAGUAUUACUCGUCCUACUUAAACACUACCCCCCACAAACCUUCACGUUAGGUACCCAUGUACCUGCGUACGUCCACCCACUCCUGCAAUACAUCUCCACCGCUCUUGCGACGCGAAUUUCAUGGCGAUACUUACUGCCCGGCGUUAUCGCGGGUUUGUACAUUGCUAUCUUCAUACCUGGAUACACCGAAGAAUCCCUGCUAGUGAUUAGAGAUCUUGGUGUGCAGAUUAGCACUACCACCUGGGGUGGGAGGAGGAGUAGGUUUAUACCUACCAGUGCAGUUAGGGAUUUGUGGAUUCAUGAGGGGUUCUGCGGGUUUGAAGUGAGAUUUUAUUUGGCAGUUGCGGUGGAGGGGGAAGAGGGGGUUGUGGUUGUUUUCCCAGUGAGUGCUGCUCCAGGAUGCGACAGGAGAGGGGCUAAUGAACCGGGUUGUAGACGCUGCUGCCGAAUAGAAGGGUUUUGGAGCUGGUUUGGAGGGGGGCGAAGGGGUGUUUGUACGAGCCUAGGAGGGUGGGGAGGUAGAUUUGCAAAGAGGCACGGCUAUCUCACACCGUUUGUUUGGCCUUCUAAUAUUUCGAUGAUUUAG
Tuber melanosporum (Perigord truffle) is the source of this 735-nucleotide messenger RNA. RefSeq lists its product as uncharacterized. Gene Ontology annotation, cellular component: glycosylphosphatidylinositol-N-acetylglucosaminyltransferase (GPI-GnT) complex. Bases 1 to 735 code for a protein of 244 amino acids. The transcript has a single exon. Gene Ontology annotation, biological process: GPI anchor biosynthetic process. NCBI's taxonomy places the organism in Eukaryota, Fungi, Ascomycota, Pezizomycetes, Pezizales, Tuberaceae. The record is from RefSeq and is a predicted model, not a curated record.